Messenger RNA from Nannospalax galili (Upper Galilee mountains blind mole rat), 983 nucleotides. Its product is annotated as olfactory receptor 51H1-like. Gene Ontology annotation, molecular function: G protein-coupled receptor activity; olfactory receptor activity. NCBI's taxonomy places the organism in Eukaryota, Metazoa, Chordata, Mammalia, Rodentia, Spalacidae. Bases 23 to 976 code for a protein of 317 amino acids. The record is from RefSeq and is a predicted model, not a curated record. Gene Ontology annotation, cellular component: membrane. The transcript has a single exon. Gene Ontology annotation, biological process: G protein-coupled receptor signaling pathway.
ACACCUUCCUCCUGGACUCAUUAUGUUCUCCUGCAACACCAGCAGGCCUGGCCACUCUAUCUUCCUUCUCACUGGCUUUCCAGGCCUGGAAGCCUCCCAGCAUUGGGUUUCCAUCCCCAUCAACCUCAUCUGUGUGGUUUCCAUCCUGGGUAACAGCGUCAUCCUCUACCUGAUCCGCACAGAUCCCACCUUACACGAACCCAUGUACAUCUUCUUGUCCAUGUUGGCAGCCUCUGAUCUGGGUCUCUGUGCCUCCACCUUCCCCACCAUGGUGCGGCUCUUCUGGCUGGGUGCUCGAGAGUUGCCCUUUGAUCUUUGUGCUGCACAGAUGUUUUUCAUCCAUGCUUUUACCUAUGUGGAAUCUGGCGUGCUGCUGGCCAUGGCCUUUGACCGCUUUAUUGCCAUCCGGGAUCCUCUGCACUAUGCUACAAUCCUUCCUCACUCAGCGGUGGCCAAGGUGGGGGCUGCGGUUCUGGUAAGGGCCAUCCUGCUCAACCUGCCCGGACCCAUCCUCCUGCGGAGCCUGUUCUUCCCUGAGAUCAGUGCGCUCUCCCACUGCUACUGCCUGCAUUGUGACCUGGUGGGACUGGCUUGCUCAGACACUCGGAUCAACAGCUUGUUUGGCCUGGUCUCCAUCCUCCUCUCACUGGGCCUCGAUUCCUCCCUCAUAAUGCUCUCCUAUGCUUUGAUCCUACGGACUGUGAUGGGCAUUGCAUCGCCAGGGGAACGGCUCAAGUCACUUAACACUUGUGUUUCACACCUCUGCAUUGUUCUCAUCUUUUAUUUGCCCAAGCUUGGGCUGUCUGUGUUGCACCGAGUGGAGAAGCACAGCUAUCCAGCUCUGGCAGUGCUCAUGGCCAACCUGCACUUCUUGGUGCCACCCUUCAUGAACCCUAUCGUAUACUGCAUCAAGUCGAAGCAGAUCCGUCAGGGCCUCCUAAAGCGCUUCCAACAGAAGAGGGUUGACUCUUCCUAGAACAGAA